Messenger RNA from Capronia coronata CBS 617.96, 2031 nucleotides. RefSeq lists its product as uncharacterized. Gene Ontology annotation, biological process: cell surface receptor signaling pathway; cytoskeleton organization. Gene Ontology annotation, molecular function: protein binding. Lineage: Eukaryota; Fungi; Ascomycota; Eurotiomycetes; Chaetothyriales; Herpotrichiellaceae. The transcript has 3 exons. Gene Ontology annotation, cellular component: cytoplasm. Bases 1 to 2031 code for a protein of 676 amino acids. The record is from RefSeq and is a predicted model, not a curated record.
AUGACCGACGGCUCUGCAUCCGGUAGCAAUGGGCGGCCAAGUCCCUAUGGUGGCAAUGUCCCUCGGCGUUUGUCGUACGCUUCUGUGGCAUCUGGCGCCACGGCUCAGAAUAUAAGCCAUCCCACGCGUGCAGGAGCCUUUUCUCAUCUCGUCGGGUCGACGCCUAGCAGCUCAUAUCCUCCACAAUAUCAAGCAGAUCUUCAACACCAAAGGCGACACUCCGGACAAGACCACGACUCUGCUAGUGGGCUAUAUUGGCGGAAGCCGCCCUCUCUACCGUCCUAUUCGAGGAAGUUCGCAAACAUCCCGGCUCUAGGAACAAGUGGGAUGCCUCCCAAUCCGUUCUUUAUACCAUCCUAUCUCCGCCAUUCGAGAUAUGCGGCGAAUCUCGAAGCUGCACAUAAAGCCAAGAUGAAGAGAGAACGGGAGCAGCCUUCGGCAGGAUCGUCGGCGAUGAACUCGCUUACCACGAGUGCAGGGAACACAAAUAUCCAUCGGAUGGCGCCAUCUCAUCGAGGCAUGACUUACGACAUCAUCGAGAGCAACCCACCCAGGGAGGAUGAGCAACCGAUGCCGCUGCCUUCUCGCUGGAGCGAGCAGGAUAAGUAUCCCGGGCUUGAUCUCUCCAACGAGGGGCGAGACGUGAAAUACAGUGGCUCAGGCAGCAAGGCCGAAAUUGAAGCGGCAUCUGUCCGCGCGGACUAUCCCAUGUCACCAGCGUGCGGGAUAUACUAUUUCGAGGUUGAAAUCAAGAAUAAGAGCAAAGACACCGCCAUUGCCAUUGGCUUUGCCACGGCCGAGGCUUCCUUAGAACGGCUACCCGGCUGGGAGACGCACUCUUGGGGCUAUCAUGGCGAUGACGGGAAGAUGUUCUUUGGUGAGCAUUCAGGACGGAACUAUGGCCCGACUUUUGGUGCUGGGGAUGUCAUUGGAUGCGGUGUCAACUUCAAUGCAGGCUACGCCUUCUUCACUCGAAACGGACAGGACUUGGGGAUUUGCUUUCGAGAGCUUAGGAAAGAUCUCAGGCCGUUCCCGGCAGUUGGGAUGAAGAAGCAUUCAGGCGCAUGGGUAUCGACAAACUUCGGUGAACGGCCCUUCGUCUUCGACAUUGACGAUAAGAUGCAGCUGGAACAGUCCCAGGUGUCGAGAGACAUCAUCAAGUCCAAAGUCACCCCGUUGCGAGUACAACGCGACGAGAACACUCUCGUACAAGAACUAGUGGCACAGUUUUUAGCCCAUGAUGGCUAUGUCGAAACAGCAAAAGCAUUUGCUGAGGACCUCCGGCGAGAGAAAGAGUCCUUGACCAAUGCAUUACCAGCCGCAACGCCGAUUCCGCCAGAGCGAGAUGACACCGAUGCUGUGCAUCGGCAAAGGAUACGACGAGCAAUCCUUUCUGGAGAUAUUGAUGAAGCGCUCGAAGUCACCCACGCCCACUUCCCUAGCGUACUUGCGGAGAAUCCGGACAUCGUGUUCCAUCUGAAAUGUCGGAAGUGGGUUGAGUUAAUUGGGAAAACCACGGAAUUGAACACGUCGAAGUCGGCCGAAAUGCAAGACUUGCAUUCGAGUAACGUUCCGGACAAGACACCAGCUGCUGAAGUGGACUUCUCACAAGACAUGGAACUCGAUGAACAUCACGACGGCGAAGGCCAGACUAAUGGCCUCGGCCGGCCAUCCGCUAACGACAAUGCGGUAGAAUACAACCAACUGCUCAACGAAGCGAUGCAAUAUGGUCAAGAAUUACAACGAGAAUACCGGGAUGACGAUGGCGAGUAUGCAAAGAGCCUGCAAGACAUAUUCAGCCUGAUGGCGUACAAUGACCCCAAAGGCAGCAUUCACGGACACCUCCUGGACCCGGCUGGGAGAGCGAAUGUUGCAGAAGAGCUUAACUCUGCCAUCUUGAUCUCUCUCGGACGGUCACCUUCCGCGGCGGUAGAGACGAUGUGGAAACAAACCGAGGUAUUGGUCGAUGUGCUUGCACAGGAGGGCGGGCCUGCCGCAUUCGUCAAUCUCCGCUCCUUGUUCUCUUCGUGA